This is a messenger RNA of Lineus longissimus, 39876 nucleotides long. RefSeq names its product titin-like. Gene Ontology annotation, molecular function: ATP binding; protein kinase activity; protein binding. The coding region runs from base 129 to 37373 and encodes 12414 amino acids. The record is from RefSeq and is a predicted model, not a curated record. The transcript is spliced from 140 exons. Gene Ontology annotation, biological process: protein phosphorylation. Lineage: Eukaryota; Metazoa; Nemertea; Pilidiophora; Heteronemertea; Lineidae.
CAACUAUUGACUACGAAAAGAAAUACAGCGAGGUGAUCAGUCUGAAGGCAGGCAGCAGCCUCCACCUUCCCGUGACUGUAACCGGCGUACCGAACCCCAGAGUCACAUGGUCAUUCAACGACAAGACCAUGGCAGCCAGUCCAAAGACGAAGUUCGAAUCCCGGGAAACGCACUUCGCUGUGACGACGCGGGAAGUAAACAGAGAAAAUGGCGGCAUCUAUACCGUCACGGCUGAGAAUGUCGUUGGAAGGAAACACGCCACGUUUGAGGUCAAAAUAAAAGACGUUCCUUCUGCUCCAAGAGACUUAAAGGUCACAGACAUCCAGAGAGACUCCAUCGCUGUCACCUGGCAAGCUCCUGAAUCCGAUGGAGGUGUCCCGAUCACAAAAUACAUCAUCGAAAAACGCGACAUAAACAGAAGUAGUUGGUCAAGCGCUGGGAAGGUGAAGCCAAGCGAACUCGCUUUCACUGUUGGGAAACUGAUCGAGGGCAACGAGUACUUCAUCCGUGUGAUUGCUGAGAAUGAGAUCGGUCAGGGUGAGCCAUGUGAACUCAAAGACCCCGUCAAGGCAAAGAGUCCAUUUGACGUGCCCGGACCCCCAUUAAAUCUCCGUCCAGUUGAGAUCUCGAAGACUUCUUGUUCCAUGACCUGGAAUGUGCCGGUCAGCGAUGGCGGAUCCAAGAUCAAGGGAUACAUCAUCGAACGCGCUCAAGGUUACGGAGGUCGCUGGGUGAAGGUCAAUAGGUCGCCUGUUUCUGACCUGUCCUAUGAUGUCAAAGAUCUGGUCGAGAACCAGGAGUAUGAGUUCCGUGUGUCGGCUGAGAAUGCGGAGGGCGUUGGUGCCCCAUCUCAGUCCAUUGGGCCGUUCAAAGCCAAGGAUGCAUUUGAUCCUCCUGGCCAACCUGGCAAGCCAACCAUCCGUGACGUCACCGAUGGCACUGCCCGACUCAACUGGACUGCUCCAAGGAGUGAUGGAGGGGCACCAAUCUCAAACUACAUCAUCGAGAUGAAACGACCUCAGGAGUACAAGUGGCAGGAAGUGAACGUCGGUGUCAAUGUGACGUCAACCGACUAUGCCGUGCCUGGUCUAGCUGAGGAGGUGGAGUUUGUGUUCAGGGUUACAGCUGUCAAUAAGGCUGGACCUGGCAAGCCAUCGGAACCUUCUGAUAAGACCAAAUACAGCAAACCAAUACUGAUCAUCAAACCCUUGACUGAGCAGACUGUGAAGAAACUGCCCGCAACUGUCACAUUUGAAUGCACCAUCUCCAAAACCAAGCUCCUGGUAGACUGGUACAAGAACGACCAGAAACUGGCCAAGAGUAAGAAGUACAGGUUCGAGGAGGAGGGAAAUGUGUAUCGCCUUGUCAUCCAUGAGGUAUCGGACGAGGAUGAUGCGGAUUUCACCAUCAGGGUGCAGGAUACUGAUGUCAAGUCUACGGCUGGACUGUUUGUUGAAGUUGCCCCUGAAAUCCGUUUGGACAAAUCCUUCAAGGACACAAUCAUCAUGAAACAAAACACAACGAAAAUAAUUGAGAUCCCAUUCAUCGCGAGCCCUAUGCCUACGGUCACCUGGGACUUUAAUGGCGGGAAGUUCUCGGACAGCAGACGCAUUACAGAGCAGACGAUUCGUGGUAUGACCGCGUUGACGAUCAGCCGUGCUGAGAGACAGGAUGCCGGGGAGUACACGUUGACCAUAAAAAACAAACUUGGCAAGACUCACAUAACAUUAAAGGUUCUUGUACUUGACAAGCCAUCACCACCACAGCGCUUGGCAGUUGAUGAAGUAACUCCAGAGUCAGUUCACCUGACAUGGAAGGAACCAGAAGACAGCGGCGGCUGUGACAUCACAGGUUACAUCAUCGAGAGACGCGACGCAAACCGCCAAUCCUGGAACAAGGUUGCUACUACCAAGAAACUUGAACACGUUGUCACAAAACUUGUCGAGGGCAAUUCUUAUGUCUUCCGAGUUAUGGCUGAGAAUGAGGUUGGAGUGAGUUCACCCGUUGAAACAGCACCAGUCAAGGCCAAAUAUGGAUUUGAGAAACCAGGAGCCCCUGAUGCGCCAAAGGUCUCGGAUAUCUUCCGUGAUUCAUGCUUGGUCACCUGGUCUCUCCCCAACUACGAUGGUGGUGCCAAAAUCACCGGCUACCACCUUGAACGCCGCUUGACCUCUGGCACCCGUUGGUCAAAGGUCAACAAACAGCCAAUCACUGACCUGUUUUGCAAAGUCGGUGACCUCAAGGACCAGAGCGAAUACGAGUUUAGGGUGAGCGCUGAGAACAAGGCCGGUGUGGGAUCUCCUAGUCAACCAUCGAGGACAAUUGUUGCCAAGGACCCAUGGGACAAACCUGGCAAGCCUGGCGUACCCGAGUUCUCUGACAUCGCCGACUCCUCCCUGCGCCUGACAUGGACCCCGCCAAAGAAUGACGGAGGUACCCCGAUCACAAACUACAUCAUCGAGUCCAAGUCUGUCGAUGGCUUCAAGUGGCUUCAAGCUUAUGAUGACCAGAUCACUGAAACGUCUCAGGUUAUCCGCAAACUCAAGACCGAUUCUGUCUGCCAGUUCCGUGUCAGUGCCGUCAAUAAGGUCGGCCAGGGACCACCUGCUGAGAACACUGAGCCCAUCAGGAUCAAGGCACCACUGGUUGGAGACCCGCCAAGCAUCACCCGUGAUCUAGAAGACCUGGCUGUCAUUGCUCCAGCAGAAGCAGUCCUGACCUGUGAAAUUGCACCUGGCGAUCCCAGGGCAGAGGUCAAAUGGUUCUUGGAAGGCAAGCAGCUGAUCGCUGGUGGCCGCCAUGACAUGGCCUAUCAGAACAAGACGGCGAAACUCACCAUUAAGUCGACCCGACCGGAUGACGCAGGGAAAUAUAAAUGCGUGGCAUCGAAUGUGAUCGGACAUGCGGAUACGUUUGCUGAUCUUGCUGUGAGAAUGGCCCCAACCCUCGAGUACAACGACAAACUCAAAGAACCACAGGCACUCAAAGCUGACAGUUUCCUAUCCAUCAUCGUCAACGUCCAAGGCAUACCGACGCCAUCUAUUGCCUGGUCUCUGAACGGCAAGCCACUAACGUCAUCAAGCCAUGCAAAGAUUGAUAACAAGCGUGGUACAACUACACUGACGAUUCAGUCGUUGAAGAAGGAGGAUGCUGGGAAAUUGAUGGUUACGGCAGAGAAUGUUGUCGGUACCAAGAGCGCUACGUUUGAUAUCACAAUCAGAGAUAAACCAUCACCGCCCCAAAACUUGAAGGUGACAGAGAUACAGCGUGAUGCGGUCUCACUCACCUGGCAACCACCAGAGGACGCCGGUGGAGUUCCAAUUACCCGAUACAUCGUCGAGCGACGUGAUGCUAAACGCAACACGUACACGAGUGCUGGAGCAGUUGACGCCAACACACUUUGCCAAACGGCUCAUAAGUUGGCCGAGGGGAAUGAUUACUACUUCCGUGUUUUGGCUGAGAAUGAGUUGGGCACAAGUGAGCCAUGUGAGCUUAAGGACCUAGUCAAACCAAAGAGUCCAUUUAAUGUUCCUGGAUCUCCGGAGAGACUCCGUGCCACAGAGGCCAGCCGACACAAAAUCGACAUUUCAUGGGAACCACCGGUAAAGGAUGGUGGUACUCCUGUGACCGGCUACUACAUCGAACGCUGCGGCGGCUACAGCACCCGUUGGGUCAAGGUCAACAGGUCGGCGAUCCCAGAUUUGUCGUUCUCAGUCACGGAUGUAACGGAGAACCAGGAGUAUGAGUUCCGUGUCUUGGCGGAGAAUGCUGAAGGAAUCGGAGAGCCAUCGUCGGUUCUUGGACCAAUCAGGGCCAAAGAUGCAUUUGACCCACCAGGCGCACCAAGCAAACCUGUCGUCCAGACCAUGUCGGAGAAGUCAGUCAAUCUAUCAUGGUCACCUCCAAGCUUCGAUGGUGGGGCCCCCAUCACAAGCUACAUCCUCGAAAUGAAGAAACCAUUGGAAUUCAAGUGGAGCACCGUCAAUUAUGACUUCACGAUUCCACGGCCGGAGCACCAGGUUACGGGACUCAAGGAUGAUAUGGAAUACGUGUUCAGGGUGACGGCCGAGAACAAGGCCGGGCCCGGUAAACAUUCAGAGCAGUCGGAUAUCAUCAAGUUUGAACAACCUGUGACAGUCAUGACACCAUUAGAAGACCAGCGCAUCAAGAAGCUACCCGCAGUUGCGACCUUCGAGUGCGAGAUCAGCCGCCCGAACCUCGAAGCCAAGUGGUACAAGAACGACGAACUCUUAGAGCAGGGAAGAAAGUAUAAGAUUGAAGUGCGGGGCGGCACGCACCGUCUGACCAUCAAGGAUGUGACGGAAGAAGAUGAUGCUGAUUACUCGAUCAGGGUGAGGGGUGUGGAGUCCAAGGCACAGCUACUUGUAGAAGUGCCACCUGCAUUCCACCUCGACAAAAUCAAAGACAAGAUUUACAUGAAGACCAACACCUCCAAGGUCAUCGAGGUACCAUUCUCGGCCAGUCCGAUGCCCAAGGUCACAUGGUCUUUCAACGACGGCCUCUUCUCCGACGAGAGACGUAUCAAGGUUGAGACGAUCCGUGGUAUGACCGCCCUGACUAUCAGCCGUGCUGAGAGGAAGGAUGCUGGAGAUUAUACCUUGAAACUCGAGAAUAAGCUUGGCAAAAUCUCGUUGAACAUUCAAGUGAUUGUGAUGGACAAACCAUCCGCACCUCGCCGCUUCAACUAUGGAGACGCAACCCCAGAAUCUGUUCAUCUAACCUGGGACGUCCCAGAGGACGAUGGUGGCUGCAACAUUACCGGCUACAUCAUCGAGAGACGCGAGGCCAAUCGCUCCUCGUGGAACAAGGUCGGACAGACCAGCCAGCUGGAAUAUACCGUUGGGAAACUUGUCGAGGGUAGCCAGUAUGUGUUCCGCGUCUCUGCGGAGAACGAGUGUGGUGUUGGACCAUCUGUCGAGAUCUCUGGACCUGUUACUGCCAAGUAUGGCUUUGACAAACCCGGAGCUCCUGAUGCGCCCAAGGUCAAGGACAUCUUCAAGGAAUCAUGCACGGUCACCUGGAAUAAACCCGUCUCAGACGGUGGCUCCCCCAUCAUCGGUUACAUCGUCGAGCGACACCAGACAACUAGCACCCGCUGGAUCAAGGUGAACCGGGAACCAAUCAAGGAUCUGUUUUAUAACGACACAGAGCUGAAGGAGGACAAUGAUUACGAGUAUCGUGUCACUGCCGUCAACAAGGCUGGUUUAGGUAAUGCCAGUCCAGCUUCGUCAAUGUUCAAGGCUAAGGACCCUUGGAAUGUCCCUGGCCGCACUGGCAAACCAUCCUUCAGCGACAUGACAAACUCGUCCGUGCGUCUAUCCUGGGCACCCCCAGAGGACGACGGCGGCUCACCGAUCACAAACUACAAAAUCGAAUACAAAAUGGUGGACGGUUUCAAAUGGAAUCAGGCCUCCCUUGACUUCGUGACGGAGGAAACGUGCGUAAUUUCCAAACUUACCAAGGAUACGGAGUAUGUGUUCCGUGUCUGUGCUGAGAAUAAGGUCGGGGCCGGACCGUGGACUGAGAGUCAGGAUGCUGUCAAGAUAAUGGAGCACUUAGUUGGUGACCCACCAGUGUUGACCAGCAAACUGAAGGACUUGACAGUCGUGUCUCCAGAUGUUGCCACCUUUGAAUGUAAACUUAAAUCGGGAGAGCCCGCUGCUGAGAUUAAGUGGUUCAAGGACCAUCGCCCCAUCACAACGGGAGACAAGUACGAGUGCACUUACAAGAGUGGCACUGCCUGCCUCAAGGUGAAGGACACUACGCCCAAGGAUACUGGCAAAUACCACUGCUUUGCCUCCAACAUCAUCUCGAGUGUCGAGACCACAGCCCAGCUCACCGUUCAAUGCAAACCAACCAUCGACUUCGAAGCCAAACUGAAGGACACGCAGACAGUGAAUGCUGCCACGAUCGUCAGGCUACCCGUCACUGUCGAGGGUAUCCCCAAGCCCAAGGUCACUUGGACCCAUAACAAUGAGUCUGUAUAUGCUGCCAAGAAUGUCCAGAUCGAUGCAAAGAACAUCUACCAUACUGCCAGCAUCAAGAAUACGACUAAGCCAGAUUCUGGUGUUUACAAAGUCACGGCUGAGAACGAAGCUGGUGCCACGUCUGCCGAGUUUGAAGUGGUUAUCAUUGAUAAGCCGUCGGCUCCCCGCGACCUCAAAGUGACAGACGUCCAGCGCGACUCUAUCACAGUCACCUGGCAAACCCCGGCAGAUGAUGGCGGCUCCAAGAUCACAGGUUACACUGUCGAGCGCCGGGACGCCAUGAAGACGUCGUGGACAAGUGCUGGCCGUGUCGAUGCCAAUACCUUGACCCUCAAGGUUGGCAAACUGAUGGAGGGUAAUGAGUACCUUGUGCGAGUGUUCGCCGAAAAUAAGAUUGGUGCUGGACCCAUCGUUGAGACAGACAAGCCAACUAAGGCCAAGAGUCCAUUUGAUCCUCCUGGUCCACCGAAGAACCUGACGGCCAGCGACAUCACCUCAUCGCAGGUGCACCUCACCUGGCAGAAGCCCGAGUCCGAUGGUGGCUCACGCAUCACUGGCUACGUCCUCGAGCGCCGCCAAGCCUUCAGCACCCGCUGGGUCCGAGUCAACAAGGCGCCGGUGCAGGAGACAGAGUACACAGUCAAAGACCUUGCUGAGGGACAGGACUACGACUUCAGGGUGACUGCUGUAAACGUUGAGGGUCAGGGAAGUCCAUCAGACACUGUUGGACCCAUCAGAGCAAAGGAUCCAUUUGGUAAACCUGGCACCCCUGGUAAACCAGUCGUCUCGAACCUAACAGCCACAAGUGCUGCCCUGACUUGGAAGCCUCCACUUGACGAUGGGGGCAGCCCCAUAACCAGCUACACCCUGGAGAUGAAACGUCCCAUCGACUUCAAAUGGACGGUCGUCAAUUUUGACUUCACCAUCCCGCAUCCGGAGUACAAGGUGACUGGAUUGAAAGAGGAGACAGAUUAUAUGUUCCGAGUGAUUGCCGAGAACAAGGCCGGUGCAAGUAGAGCAUCAGAGCCUUCGGACAUCAUCAGAUAUGUUGAGCCUCUCGAAGUGAUCCGACAUCUCUCGGACAAGACCAUCACGGAACUCCCCAACACCGUCAUAUUCGAGUGCGAACUCAACAAGGAUAACCUCGUCGUCGACUGGUACAAGGACGACCACCCAGCCGAGGGCAAGAAAUACAAGUCGGACUCUGUUGGCAACAAGUAUCUUCUGACCAUUACGGAUGUUACAGAAGAGGACCAUGCCCAGUUCAGCAUACGAUACAGGAAUGUUGAGUACUCAACCGCUAAUCUGAAAAUAGAAGUUCCACCAAAGUUGCUGAUUGACAAGAACUUCAAGGAUACCAUCGUGAUGAAGACAAACACGUCCACCAUCAUCGAAGUUCCGUUCCAGGCUUGCCCAAUGCCCAUCAUCACCUGGACGUUCAACGACGGCAAGUUCUCUGACACACGACGCAUCACGGAGGAGACGAUACGUGGCAUGACCGCAUUGACGAUCAGUCGCGCUGAAAGGAAAGACGCGGGUACCUAUAAACUCGUCAUCAGGAACGAUCUCGGUACAGUCAAAUUGAUCGUUAGCGUAAUCGUCAAGGACAAGCCGUCUGCUCCCACGCACCUGACGACGGCAGAUAUGGAGGCCGAUUCGUUGGUCAUCAACUGGGAAGAACCGGAAGAUAACGGUGGAUGCGACAUCACCAAUUAUAUCAUUGAGAGGCGGGAACACAACCGACGCUCUUUCCAACCAAUUGGAACUUCUAAGGAUAGGAGUUAUAAGGCAACGCGUUUGUCUGCUGGCCAGUCCUAUGUUUUCCAAGUGAUUGCUGAGAAUGAGUGUGGACGUGGACCACCGGCUGAGACUGACACGAUUAACUUGAAGAGUCCCUAUGAACUGCCUGGUUCACCGUCAGCUCCUCAAGUGAUUGAGACCUUCAGCGACUCGGCCAAGCUCGCCUGGAAAGAGCCUGCCCACGACGGUGGCACCAGGAUCGUCGGCUACCACAUUGAGCGCUUGAUGCGCCCAGGAGCACGCUGGCUCCAGAUCACGAAAGAACCAGUCGAUGCAUUGACGGCGAAGGUGUCUGACCUGAUCGAUGGAAAUGAAUACGAGUUCCGUGUUGCAGCCCAGAGCAAGGUCGGCAUUGGGAAACCUGGACCACCAUCCAGGCCGAUCAUCGCUAAGGACCCAUGGGAGAAACCCGGCCGUCCAACCAAACCUUUCAUCAGCGCCGUAACCAAGAGGUCUGCCACACUCUCGUGGUCAGCACCAGAGCGUGACGGAGGCAACCCUGUCUUCAACUAUGUCAUCGAAUACCGCCUCAAGGGAGGCUACAAGUGGGUCAAGGACAAUUCAAACGUACCUGACACGUCCUUCAAGGUCACGGACCUCCGAGAGGAUUCAGAGUACGAAUUCCGGGUCAGCGCCGAGAACAAAGCAGGUGUUGGUCAGCCGUCUGAUGAGACAGAUAUGAUAAAGAUUGCCGAGCCCCUGAUUGGUGAUCCGCCAGUCUUGGGCACGCCGCUUCAGGAUCUCAGUGUCAUUGCGCCAGAAGAAGCCAUCUUGGAUUGUGAUAUCAAGGCUGGUGAACCGGCUGCUGAAAUCAGAUGGUACAAAGAUGGUCGCCAGAUCAGCGGCGACAAACGUUACAAGAUGAAAUACGACGGCUCGGUAGCUGAGCUGAAAAUCAAGGAUCCGGUGCCGCAUGAUACUGGCAUCUACAAAUGUGAGGCAGCCAACAAGAUUGGACGCGUUGAGUCACAUGCUCAGCUCUCUGUCAAUGUAAAACCAACCAUCGAAUACGACUCCAAGUACAAACAACCAAUCUCGCUGAAGGGCAACACUACUUUGACCAUUCCUAUCAGAUUUGAAGGCCUACCACGCCCAACUGUCACAUGGUCCCUGAACGGCGUCAAGAUCGCAAAGUCUGUCAAGACGACCAUUGAAGUCGCAGACACUGGUUUCUCGACGCUGACGGUCAGGAGGGUGACCAAGCUAGAAGACCAAGGCAAAUAUACCGUCUCAGUGAAGAACUCCGUUGGGGAGGCCACAGCUGAUUUCGUUGUGAACAUCACUGAUGUGCCACAACCACCCAAGGAAGUCAAAGUGGAUGACGUACAGAGAGAAUCUGUUACACUGUCCUGGUCAGCCCCACCAGAUGAUGGUGGCUCCAAACUCAAGGGCUACAUCGUGGAGAGACGCGAGGCAAGCCGCACAAUGUGGACAACAUGCGCCCAGGUCGGUGCCAGUACUCUCAAUGCGGAGGUCACCAAACUGACAGAAGGAAAGGAGUACAACUUCAGAGUUUGUGCCGAGAAUGCUAUUGGUGUCAGUGAGCCGGCUGAACUGAAGGAGGGUGUCGUGGUCAAGAGUCCAUUUGAUGUUCCAAGCCCACCAACAAGGCUGCGCCUGACAGAAGUCACUGCCAACAACAUUGCCAUAGCCUGGGAAGAACCAGAAACAAAUGGUGGUGCCCCCAUCAAGGGUUACAUCAUUGAACGUUGUCAAGGUUACAGUACGCGCUUCGUCAAGGUCAACCGCCAGCUCGUCAAGGAGAUGUCUUACAAGAUGGACGACGUGCGUGAGGGCGAGGAGUAUGAGAUCCGUGUGUCUGCCGAGAAUGCGGAGGGCGUCAGUAAGCCAUCGAACUCGUGCGGACCAGUCAGAGCCAAGGAUCCAUUCGACAAACCUGGAGCCCCAGGUUGCCCAACUGUCCAGACCAUCUCAGGCAGCCAAGCCAAGCUAAGAUGGCAGCCACCGCGUGACGACGGAGGCAGCCCUAUCACCAGCUAUAUCAUCGAGAUGAAGACGACCCAUGACUACAAAUGGAAGGUCGUGAACUACGACAAGAACGUCACCUCAACUGAUUACAUUGUCACUGGCCUCCACGAUAAUAACGAUUACGUCUUCCGGGUCAGUGCAGAGAAUAAGGCCGGCGUCGGUCGCCCAUCGGAGGUUUCUGAUGUUAACAAAUUUGAAGAACCAUUGGAGUUUGUUCGCAACCUAGAGGACAAGCGCAUCAGCGAACUCCCCUGCUCCGUAACCUUUGAUUGCGAGCUCAGCAAGAGCAACGUCAUUGUCGAGUGGAUGAGAAACAACAAAGUCCUGCACCCAGAUGACCGCUACAAGUUCAUCUCAGACGGCCGCGUGCAUAGGCUGAUCAUCAAGGAGGUGACCGAUGAGGAUAAUGCUGAGUUUACGGUGGUGGCGAGGGACAAGAGCUCGACUGCCCAACUCAGAAUUGAAGCCCCACCAAAGAUCCUAGUGGACAAACACUUCAAGGAUGCUAUUACCAUGAAGUCCAACACGUCCACAAUCAUCGAGGUGCCCUUCUGCGGCUGCCCAAUGCCCAAGGUCAAAUGGACAUUCGACGAUAAACCGAUCAGUGACAACCGGCAUAUUUCUGCGGAGACAAUCAGAGGCAUGACUGCUUUGACCUUGAAUAGGGUCAACCGUAGCGAUGCGGGCGUUUAUAAAGUCUCCAUCGAGAAUGACUUUGGUGCUGUGAGGUUGAAGGUCAAAGUCAAUGUGCUAGACAAACCAGCCCCACCCCAGAACCUGAAGGUCACUGACAUAAAGCCCACAGCUGCGACCUUGACCUGGGAACAGCCGGAAGACGAGGGAGGCUGUGCUAUUCUCAACUACAUCGUGGAGAAACGUGAAUCGAACCGCCGAACUUACACGGCAGUCGGCAAGUGCAAAGAAACCAAGAUGGAAGUAACGCAGCUCGUCAAGGGUACCAACUACAUCUUCCAGGUGUUUGCUGAGAAUGAGUGCGGCGUGAGUCCACCCGCAGAGUUGGCAGGACCGGUCACAGCUAAGCAUCCAUUCUCUCCCCCUGGUGCCCCAUCUGCUCCAACGAUCUCCGACAUCUAUCGCGACAACUGUGUCGUCUCCUGGAAGCGGCCAGCCAGUGAUGGCGGCUCGCCAAUCACCGGCUACAACAUCGAGCGUCGCAUGACGUCAAGCCCACGCUGGGUAAAACUCAACCGUGAAUACCUGACCGAGUGCUACCUCAAGGUGGAGGACCUAAUUGAGGGUAGCAGUUACGAGUUCCGCAUCGUUGCGGAGAAUCUUGCUGGACCUGGAACACCCAGUCAACCUUCUCCAACAGUCACUGCAAAGGAUCCAUGGGAUGUGCCUGGCCGCCCCAGCCGCCCAGAAGUGGGAGACAUGACACGCAGAUCUGCCGUCCUCUCCUGGAGAGCCCCAGACCGGGACGGAGGCAGUCCUGUCACCAACUACAUCAUCGAAAUGAGACAGCCCGGCCAGUUUAGAUGGCAGCCAGCGACAGAUGAGCGUAUCACCUCAACGGAGGCAAGGAUCUCUGGUCUGUCUGAGGGACAUGAGUACGAGUUCCGGGUUGCUGCCGAGAAUCGUGCUGGCGUUAGUUCAUUCACCGAGUCUGAGAAGGUAGUGAAGGUCCAGGAACCAAUUGUUGGUGAUGCCCCGAAACUGAUUGAGCCACUCAUAAAUGUCCUUGUUGCCUCACCAAAUGAUGCCAUCUUUGACUGCGACAUGGAACUUGGUUCCCCGGCCCCCGAAAUCAGGUGGUUCAAGGACAGUCACGAGAUCCGUGAGAGCAAGAAGUAUAAGAUGCUGCAGGACAAGAAGUUGCUGGAGUUGAAGGUCGUUAAGGCCGACCUUGAGGAUGAAGGGACAUACUCGUGUGAGGUCAAGAAUGCCCUCGGCAAGGUCAAGACAUCAGCCAAGCUCACUGUCCAGACUGCACCCAGAAUUGAAUACGACAAGCGUCUAGAGGAGAUCCAGACCCUCAAAACAGGUGGCACCCUAGUCGUCAAGAUCUUGAAAUACGGCGUACCGGCUCCGACUAUCAGCUGGUUCCAGGAUGACAAACCACUCAAGACAUGCAAGGAGGUUACAAUCGAUACCACAGGGAACACGUCCAUAUUGACUGUCAGAGGCGUGGUGAGGGAAGACGCUGGAAAAUACAAGGUUGCACUGGAGAAUGUUGUUGGAGAAGCAAGUGCCGAUUUUGCUUUUGUUGUCCAAGACAAACCUUCAGCUCCAAGAAACGUUGAGGUCACCGACAUCAAACGUGAUGCAGCCAUGUUGAAAUGGCUGCCGUCCGUCGACGAUGGUGACUCCAAGAUCACUGGCUACGUCAUCGAGAAGUGUGACGCAAAGAGGCAGACGUGGACCACAGCAGCUCGCGUGGACCCUGAGACAACAGAAUGUCUCCUGACUAGGUUGUAUGAAGGAAAUGACUACAGACUCCGUGUGUCGGCCGAGAAUCGUGUUGGUGCCAGUGAGCCUGCUGAGGUGAAGGAGAGUGUUACUCCAAAGAGUCCUUACAGUGUUCCCGGCAUGCCAAGAAAGCUACGUGCUACUGACGUCACUCGCUCUCAUGUCAAGAUUGAGUGGGAGAAACCGGAAACAGACGGUGGUACACCCAUCACCGGCUACAUUGUCGAGCGUCGCGUCGCGUUCAGUUCACGCUGGAGCAAGGCAAACAAAUACCCGAUCAACCAGACGUACUUUACCUCCUCCGAUGUGCACAUGGGUGAAGAGUACGAGUUCCAGGUCUCGGCAGAGAAUGCCGAGGGCGUGGGACAACCAUCCAAUACAUCCGGAGUUAUCACUGUCAAGGACCCAUAUGACAAAUCUGGCAUCCCAAGCAAACCAGAAAUCGUCAAGAUGACGUCGACAACUUGUGCUCUCAUGUGGGCCGCCCCUCGCGACGAUGGAGGAAGCCCGAUCACCAACUACAUCGUUGAGAUGAAGAAACAGUCUGACUACAAGUGGCUCGUGGUAGAUGAGAAUGUACCGGAUACCACGUACACAGUCAAGGGCUUGCGUGAGGAGACAGAGUACACAUUCCGUGUGAUUGCUGUCAACAAGGCUGGCCAGAGUAAACCGUCGGAUCCGUCAGACAUUGCCUGCUAUGAAGAGCCUAUCAACAUUGUAACAGGCCUACAAAACAUCGAUAUCCAAGAACUCCCAGCCGAUGCGACAUUCUCCUGCGAGCUCAACAAGAUGAACGUCCACGUCGAUUGGAUGAAGGACGGCAUGCCGCUCAAGUUGACCAAGCGACACCAUGCCAUGGAGGAGGGAUACAGGCAUAAACUGAUCAUCAAGGACAUCGGGCCCGAGGAUAUUGGCAUGUAUAGCAUUGUGGUCAAGGGACAAACCUCCAAGGGAAAACUCACUGUUGAGGCACCUCCCAAGCUACACCUUGACGAGAGAUUCAAGGACAACAUCACCUUGAAGAUCAACACGAGCGCCAUCAUCGAAGUCCCGUUCAGUGGCAGCCCACUCCCAGAAGUCUCUUGGAGAUUCAACGGUGGGAAUUUCACCGACUCUCGACGAAUCAAAGAUGAGACAAUCCGCGGAAUGACAAGUCUGACGAUCAGUCGUGCUGAGCGGCGGGACUCAGGAGAUUACAAACUAACCCUGAAGAAUGGAUUUGGAACUGUGUCGUUGACUGUCCAUGUCACAGUCCUCGACAAGCCUGGUCCGCCCAGAAACUUCAAGAUUGAGAACAUCACAGCCAACUCCGCCGAUCUGCUCUGGCAAGAACCUGACGAUGACGGUGGCUCAGGAGUCACCGGCUACAUUGUCGAGAAGCGUGAAAUGAACCGACGCACGUACAACAUGGUCAGCAGGACACCCAAGUGUCAGUACCAGGUGACACAGCUUCUCGAGGGAAGCCAGUACGUGUUCCAGGUCAGGGCAGAGAACGACUCUGGGGUCAGUCAUCCUGUGGAGAUACAGACACCAAUUACUGCCAAACAUCCAUUCAGCAUCCCCGGCCCACCAGACGCACCAAAGGUCUCUGAAGUCUUCGCAACCCACUGUACCCUGUCAUGGAACCCACCAGCCCACGAUGGUGGCUCACCUGUCACUGGCUACGUCAUCGAGCGCUGCCUGUCAACGAGCAUGAGAUGGGUGAGAAUUGCCAAGCUGGGCCUGGAGACCAAAUGUGGAGUGACAGACUUGAUGGAGGGCAAUGACUACCAGUUCAGAGUACUGGCUGAGAACAAGGCGGGGCUUGGACAGCCUAGUACACCGACGAGACCUGUCACGGCAAAGGACCCAUGGAACAAACCAGGGAAACCUGGUCAACCCCAACUCAGCGACGUCAAGAAGGAAUCAUGUAAACUGACGUGGACCCCGCCCGUCAAUGACGGUGGAAGCCCAAUCACAAACUAUGUCGUAGACUACAAGGCUACCAGCGCCUUCAAGUGGGUCAGGGCCGAUGACCGUGUCGAUGGUACAACGUACAAGGUCGACGGUCUCCAUAGCGGUAACGACUAUGAAUUCAGAGUAGCUGCUCAGAAUCGUGCUGGAGUUGGGUCGUUCUCUAUGACCAGAGACCAUGCUACUCUGGAUGAGGUUGAUGCAGGUGAAAAGCCAAAACUGAAAGAGGGACUUGUCGAUGUCACGGUAGUCUCCCCAGCUCCCGCCAUCUUGGAUUGCGAUAUCCACCUCGGCGAGCCAGCGGCGCAUAUCCGUUGGUUCAAGGAUGGUCGCGAGUUGUACGAGUCGCGUAAACACGCCAUGCAGAUAGAGGGAGAGGUCUGCGAGCUGAAGGUUAAGGAUACGGAUUACACUGACGGCGGGCGGUAUAAGGUGGAAGCAUCGAAUAAGUCGGGCAAAGUUGUGAGCGAAGCUCGACUCGCUGUCUACACUGAACCCAAGGUUGAGUACGACAGUCGCUACUCAGAACCCCAGAUCAUCAGGGUUGGCUCCCAGAUGACCAUUGAUACCCGAACCAGUGGAUAUCCUCGUCCCAAGGUCACUUGGACUUUGAAUGACAAACCUCUACCAGUCCUUGCACAAGUCAAAACAACUGACGAUUUCUCAUCGAUCAACGUCAAGAACAUCUCACCGCAGUACGCAGGAACGUACAAGAUUACAGUCCAGAAUGAAGUCGGCAGCGUCUCCGCUGAAUUUGUCGUGAACAUCCGUGACAAGCCAUCAAAACCCACCGAUCUGGAAAUCGUCGAUAUUCAGAAGAACUCCAUUACGAUCAAAUGGCAACCCCCAAUGCACGACGGCGGAUCUGAGAUCACGGGUUACACGAUUGAACGCCGAGACAUGAAGCGUACGAUGUGGACCCUAUCGGGCGAUGCGGGACCCGAGCAGCGCACAUUCAUUGUCACCAAGUUGACUGAGGGCAAUGACUAUUGUAUGCGAGUUAGUGCCAAUAACAAGAUUGGAGCUAGUGAGCCGAUUGAACUGAAGACACCGACAACUGUCAAGAGUCCUUAUGACCCACCAAGCUCACCAAGAAGUGUCAAUGUCGUAGAAGUUUUCAGGAGUCACAUCCUCCUUGAAUGGCAGAAACCGAAAUCGGACGGCGGAACCAAAAUUACCGGUUACACUGUCGAGCGCCGCCAGCCAUCGGGAUACUCAACCAGAUGGCAGGCCGUGAACUCUCAGCCAAUCGAUGCGUGCGAGUUGAAAAUGACUGACUGCUCGGAGGGACAUGAUUACGAGUUCCGAGUGAUUGCCGAGAACGAGGCCGGGGUCAGUGAACCAUCCGCAGCAACAGCUGUGGUUACUGCCAAGGACCCAUGGGAUGCUCCUGAUGCCCCUGGCAAACCUAUCGUCACCAAUUUCACCGAGGAGAGUUGCUCCCUUAAGUGGGCCGCUCCAGAAAAUGAUGGCGGUGCACCGAUCAAAUUCUACGUCAUGGAAAUGAAACGAGCGUCAGAUUAUCGCUGGUCGGUUGUCCACGACAACAUCAAGGCGACAGAAUACACUGUGUCACAUCUGCGCCCAGAGACUGACUAUGAGUUCCACAUCUUGGCCGAGAACAAGGCUGGAGUCAGCCCGCCAUCAGAGUCGAGUGGCAUCGUCAGAUAUGAGGAGCCUAUCAACUUGGUCCGAGGUCUUGAAGACAUCAUCAUCAAACAACUACCAAAGAGCGCCACCUUUGAGUGCGAAUUCAAGAAGUCCAAUCUCAACGUCCAAUGGUUGAAAAAUGGCCGCCCGAUCGCACAUGUGUCUAACUACAAGAUAUCAGCAAUUGCGAUGACCCACAAACUACACAUCGAGAAUGUGACGGAAGAUGAUGAUGCAGAAUACAGCGUCACCAUUAAGGGUCGUGAGGUCUCCAAGGCGAAAUUAAUCGUCGAGGCCCCGCCACAAAUAUUCAUCCAGGAUAAAUUCCGCGAUCAGAUUGUCCUGGAAGCCAACCAGUCAUCAGUCAUUGAGGUGCCUUUCACUGGUAGCCCACAGCCCGAGGUUACUUGGACUUACAACAACGGAAAACUGCCCGAUCCCAGACGUUUCAAAGUCGACAUCAUUAGGAAUAUGACGUCGCUGGUGAUUAGCCGCGCUGAUAGGAAAGAUGGUGGCGACUACAGUGUGCACCUUGAAAACAAAUUUGGCGAAGUCAAGUUGACUGUCAGUGUACUUGUGUUAGACAAACCAUCAAAGCCUGAAAACUUCCUUGUAACGAAUGUAACAUCUGAGUCUGCCCUACUCACCUGGGAGUCCCCCAAGGAUGACGGCGGUAGCAAGAUCACCACAUACGUUGUCGAGAAACGUGAAAUGAGCAGACGCUCGUGGCAGACUAUGACCAAGACGAUGGAACACGAAUUUGUCGCUCUUAAACUUGUUGAGGGUGUGAAGUACAUGUUCCAAGUGCGUGCGGAGAAUCGCUGUGGACUUGGUGAGGCCGCGGACACCCAUGCCGCCAUCAUGGCCAAAGACCCAUGGCUGCCCCCAGGUACACCUGAACCACCAACAGUCCGCGAUGUCUUCAAGAAUGAAUGCAAGCUGAGCUGGCAGCCACCGUUCAACGAUGGUGGUGCCAAGGUUACUGGCUACCACAUCGAGCGCCGAUCGACCACGAGUGCCCGCUGGAUCCACAUCAACCGUGAACCAAUCAGAGAUACGCAGCUCCACGUUACCGACUUGAUGGAGAAUUCUGAGUAUGAUUUCCGUGUGACUGCUGAGAACAAGGCGGGACAGGGCGACCCCAGUGCUCCAUCUGUCAGGAUCAGGGCUAAGGACCCAUGGGACAAACCUGGCACAGUAGGAAAGCCAGUCGUCUCCGACGUCACUCACAAUUCCUGCCGCUUGACGUGGACCGCCCCAGAGGAAGAUGGCGGAUCCCGCAUCACAAACUACAUCGUCGAAAGCCGCAAGAUGGGCAACUACAAAUGGUUGUCUGCACUGACCACAAUGGACAAGAUCGCGGAGACUAGCAUCGUCAUUCCGAACCUUCACGAGGACCAGGAGUACGAAUUUAGAGUUGCUGCAGAGAAUAAGGCAGGACUUGGACCAUUUGUGGAAGCCCCAAUGGUUAUAAGGGCCAAGAGUCCAAUCGUUGGAGAUCCACCAGAGGUGACCAAGUCUCUAUCAGACCAACAGGUGGUGACACCCAAGUCUGUUACCCUCGAAUGUACCAUCAACCCUGGAAAGCCUGCCGCUGAAGUCAAAUGGUACAAAGAUGGCCGUGAAGUGUACCAGAGCAAGAGGAUCAAGAUGAGUUACGAGAACAAGACAGCGCAGCUCAAGUUCGCGGAGACAGAACUCCUAGAUGCUGGACGCUACAAGUGUGAAGCAGCUAACGUCCUUGGCAGAGUACACACCGCAUCCAUUCUCACGAUUUGCACACCACCCAAGAUUGACUACGACAAACGUCUGCGAGAACCACAAUCCAUCAAGUCUGGCGCAUCAGUGAUCAUCACGGUCAACUUGAAUGGAAUUCCCGCUCCAGAUAGCAGAUGGUUCCACAAGGGGGCACCAAUAGAGGAGUCGCAGCGCAUCAGUGUCGAAUCAUCGGACCAAUACACAACACUCACCGUCAGGAAAUGUACCCGAGAGGAUGCUGGGAAAUACUCCAUCAUCGCCAAGAAUAAGGCGGGCAUGGACGAGGUGGACUUUGACAUCAAAGUCAGAGACAAGCCAUCUUCCCCUAGCAACAUGAAGGUCAUGGCCGUGACUGCUGAAUCUAUCAGCCUCACCUGGGAAGCCCCAGACAGUGACGGUGGUGACACCAUCACAGGCUACAUCAUCGAAAAGAAGGAUGCAACACGCACAACAUGGACGACAGCGGCCAUGUUGGGUCCGAAUGUGUAUGCAUACACGUUGCCGAAACUGAUUGAGGGUAAUGACUACUUGCUGCGUAUUUACGCUGAGAACUCUGUUGGGACAAGUGAACCACUUGCAUUGGCUGAUUCAGUCAGGGUCAAGAGUCCUUAUGAUUCACCCAGUGCACCGAGAAAUGCGAGAGUCACUGAUGUUGGCAAGGAUCACGUCACCAUCACCUGGGACGAACCAAACAAAGAUGGCGGCUCGCCGAUCACUGGAUACUACGUGGAGCGUCGCCAGCCAUUUAGCUCACGCUGGACACGCGUUAACAAGAAACCGGUCACGUCAACCUCAUAUACAGUAAAGGAUGUGGUUGAGGAUACUGAGUAUGAGUUCCGGGUUGUUGCCGAGAAUAAGGCUGGUUGUGGCAAACCAGAAGAGAUUGAGCGCAAGAUCAAGACCAAGGAUCCGUACGACAUCCCAGCCAACCCUGGCAAACCAGAGAUUGUCAGCAUCACCAAAGACAAGGCAACGAUCGCCUGGUCAGCACCCCCGGUCGACGGAGGCAGCCCGAUCACUGGUUAUGUCAUCGAAGCCAAGACGCCCUAUGAACACAGGUGGACGGUGGUCAAGACAGACGUUGCACCAGGUGCCACCUCCUGUGAGGUCAGCGGUCUCGUCCCUGAUGCCGAUUAUGAGUUCCGUGUACUUGCCGUCAACAAGGCUGGAACCAGCAAACCAUCUGAUCUUUCUCAGAAAACUAAGAUUGAAGAACCAGUUGUCUUCAAGACCCCACUGAAGGACAUCAAGAUCACCAAACUACCCGCAACUGCCACCUUCGAGUGCGACCUGAACCGUCCUCUCACCGUCCAAUGGCUAAAGGACGGCCGUAUCAUCCACAUGAAGGGUGAUAAAUACAGGAUCAGCGAGUCGGGCGUCCACCAUAAGUUGGUGAUCAACAACCUUGAUUGGGAGGAUGUUGCCGAAUACACUGCUGUAGCGAAGACUGUCAAGUCGACUGGAGCUCUCACUAUUGAAGCACCUCCAACCUUCAUGGUCGACAAGAAAUUCCAAGACAAACUGACAAUGAAGGCUGGAUCAUCUGCCAUCGUCGAGGUACCCUUCACAGGCAGCCCGAUGCCACAGGUCACCUGGUCAUACAACGAAGGCGACCUGCCUGAUUACAAGCGAACAAAGGAGGAAACCAUCCAUGGCAUGACAGCGUUGACCUUGAGCAGACUGGAGCGCAAGGAUACUGGAGUGUACAAGGUCAUGAUUGAGAACAGACAUGGGUCUGUGGCACUCACUGUCCAUGUCACAGUACUUGACAAACCAGGACCACCCCAAGAAUUCGAUGUCAAAUCGUUUACGGCCGAAACCGUCACCUUGACCUGGGAACCACCAGCCGACAAUGGCGGCAGUAAGGUCACCGGAUACGUCGUCGAUUUCCGUGAAAAGAACCGCCUCACUUGGCAGCAUGUCGCAAACGUCAGAGACUUGGAAUGCGUUGUGAAGAAUCUUAUUGAAGGUCGCCGCUAUGCGUUCCAGGUCCGUGCUGAGAACGAGAACGGUGUCGGUGAACCGGUGGAACUUCUGCAACCGGUUGUGACAAAGCAUCCGUUCAAUGUUCCAGAUGCACCGCAUGCUCCCAAGGUCACCGAUCUCAUGGCAACAUCUUGCAAGGUGACAUGGCAAGCGCCAGUCUCUGAUGGGGGCUCCCCCAUCACCGGCUACAAUGUCGAGCGCAAACCUAACUACAGCACGAUGUGGGUGCGCAUGAAUACUAGACCUGUGACAGAGACAUCUUUGAAGGUGGCGGAUAUGGUCUCCGGAACACCGUAUGAGUUCCGUGUGAUUGCAGAGAACUUGGCUGGUCCCAGCAAACCAAGUCUGCCAUCGGCAUUGGCCACUCCAAAGGACCCUUACGAAACACCAACCAAACCACUGCACCCCGAGGUGGUCGAAGUCACUAAACGCUCUGCAACGAUCAAAUGGGCAGCACCCAAACAAGAUGGCGGCAGCGAUAUCACUGGAUACAACGUCGAGUACCGCACCCGCGGUGGUGUGAUGUGGAAGCAGGCUAAUGCCGCCCCUGUCAAGGAUACGAAAUACACCGUGGGGAACCUCUAUGAGGAUCAGGAGUAUGAGUUCAGAGUUGUUGCAGAGAACAAGGCCGGCGUCGGACAGGGAUCUGAUGUCACUCUACCGGUUAUGGCUGCCGACCCAAUUGUUGGGACUGCUCCGAAGCUGAUGACGCCUCUAGAGCAAGUCACAGUGAAGACAACACAGACUGCUGUUAUGGAGUGUAGCAUCAAGCCUGGUGAACCAAAGCCAGAAAUCAGGUGGUUCAAGAACGAGCGCGAGCUCAAGAAGGGCCCCAAGUACAGCAUGGAGUAUACCAAGAACCGGGCCGCCCUGACCAUCAAGGACGCUGAGACACAGGAUGGUGGCAAAUAUCGGUGUGAGGCAGACAACCGUGUUGGCAGAGUGGAGACUGGAGCCAAGCUCAUUGUCUGUGCACCUCCGACUCUCGAUUACGACCAUCGUCUGCGACAACCACAGAUGAUCAAGGCUGGCAGCACGGUCAUCGUACAGGUCAACCUGACCGGCACACCACCUCUUAAGGUCACAUGGACCAAGGACGGCAGACCCAUCGCCGCUACCAACGUGUCACUGGAAUCUACCGAUCACUUCACCAUACUGACAAUGCGGCAGACAUCAAAGGCUGAUGAGGGUGUUUACAAGGUCGUUGCAGAAAAUGCAGCUGGGAAGGCUGAGGCCGACUUCAAGAUCGGUGUGAAAGACAAACCAAGUGCACCAAAGGCCAUCAAGGUUGACGAAAUCUCUGCAGAGACCGUCAAACUCUCCUGGUCUGCUCCACCCACUGACGGUGGCGCCCCAGUCAAGUCUUACACUAUCGAGCGCCGUGACGCAGGCCGCCAAAACUGGCUGGUCGUCGGUACAUCUGAAGAUACCUCAUUCACUGUUCCAAAAUUGAGCGAGGGGCAGGAAUACCACUUCAGAGUGUUAGCUGAGAAUGCCAUCGGUGACAGCGAACCAGUCAUGUCGGAGAGUGCUGUCCUAGUCAAGAGCCCAUACUCUCCACCUGAUGCACCAAGAGAUUUGAAGCUAGCCGAUGUGACCAGUACCACUGCUACCCUAACCUGGCACGCCCCGUCCAAAGACGGUGGCUCACCAGUCACAAACUACAUCGUCGAGCGUUGCCAGUCCUUCACAACACGAUGGUUCAAGGCCACCAAACUGCCACUUAUAGACACAACCUUGAAGAUUCGUGACCUGAUCGAGGGCACCCAGUAUGACUUCAGGGUGUCAGCCGAAAAUGUUGCUGGAGUUGGCAAACCUGCAUCGGUCGGUCCUGUCACAAUCAAAGAUCCAUUCAACAAACCAGAUGCGCCUGGCAAACCAUUCCCAAGUCACCAUACCAGAGAGAGUGUCAAACUUGCCUGGUCAGCACCACCAAGUGAUGGUGGCUCUCCCAUUACAAACUACAUCGUGGAACUCCGCAUGGCCGGUCAGUACAGGUGGACAGUGGCAAAUAUCGGUGAGACUGUGGCAACCCCUGGUUAUGUUGUCGGUAACCUCGCUGAAGGAAUGGAGUAUGAGUUCAGGGUGACUGCAGAGAAUCGUGCUGGAGCUGGGAAGCCGUCGCAGCCGUCUGAAUCCAUCACUGUCAGAGAACACAUUGAUGGUGAUGCCCCGACUAUCAUCGAGCCAUUGGCCAGUGCCCCAGCCGUCGCAGGACAGCAGGCCAUGAUGACGUGCCAUGUCCCAGGUGAUCCAAGACCUAACAUCACCUGGUACAGAGACAACAAGGAGCUCUUCCCAAGCAUGAAGUACGAGAUAAAAUACUCUGAGGGACUUGCAACACUGGGUGUCCGUGAUUUCUCUGAGCGUGAUAUUGGGAGAUACAGAUGUGAGGCAUCUAAUGCUCUAGGCCGCGUUGAGAGUGUGACAUCAGUUUCUAUGCUGGAACCUCCCAAGUUUGAGAUCAGUCCACGUUACCGUGAGCCGCUACAGGCUAAGGUUGGAGGCGUUGUCAGGAUCCCUGUCAGCCUCCGCGGCACACCGGCACCGAAGAUUGAAUGGUCCAAGAAUGACCGCCCUCUCCGCUCAAGAGACAAUGUCACGGUCGAUUACGACGACCAUGAGACUGUCGUCACUAUCCGUGACGUCAAGAAGGGAGAUGCUGGAGAAUACACCCUGGUGGCACGUAACGAUGUUGGCGAUUCAAUGACAACAUUCAAUGUCAAUGUCAUGGAUACUCCAUCUGCCCCCGCUGGACCUCUCUUCAUCCGCGACGUGCAGCGUGAUGCGGUCAUGAUCGAGUGGCAGCCGCCAAAGCAAACCCACGGUGCGCCCAUCUCCAGCUACCUGAUUGAAAAACGUGACACGAAGCGUGCAAUUUGGACCAAGGUCGGUACGUGCUCACCCAAGAAGAACCAGUACCUCAUCCCAGGACUUCAAGAUGGAAGUGAAUACUUCUUCCGAGUCCAGGCCGAGAAUGAGAUUGGUUACAGUGACGCCCUGGAGAUCGAACGACCAGUCAUGGCUAAGAGUCCUUAUGAUGUACCAAGUGUACCUCUUGGACCUCUCCGCACCUCCGACAUCACCAAGAACUCCAUCAACCUAGAAUGGCAGCCUGUAGAAUCUGACGGCGGCCUCCCGAUCAAGUCAUACGUUAUCGAGAAACGUGAAGUGGGUCGCUUCAAAUGGGACAAGAUUGCUGCAGUGAAGCCGUCAGUGACGUCAUUCACGGCUGGCGACCUUGCUGAAGGUUACUCGUACACGUUCCGCGUGUUGGCCCAGAAUGCUGAGGGAUUCAGCUCACCGCUUGAAGUGGAGAGGCCAGUUGCUGUACAUAGACCUCCAGAGCCUCCAGCACGACCCACAGGCCCUGUUCGUGUCACUGACCUACACGAGAACAAAGCCACCAUUUCCUGGAUGCCACCUCACGACGAUGGUGGCUCCCCAAUCACAUCAUACCGAAUCGAACAAAGCCGCGAUGGAUAUGACUGGUCCAGGGUUGCGACUGUUGACUCUGGCGUCCGCCAUCACAAUGUCGCUGACCUAAGGGAAGGAAAGGAUUACUACUUCAGGGUCGUUGCUGAGAACCAGAUGGGACAUAGCCAGGCUCUAGAGUCUGACAGAAUUGUUCCAAAGAAGAAGAUUGACCCACCAAGCAAACCACGAGGUCCACUAAAGCUGACAGAUGUACAACGUGAUGCCGUCUCCUUCAACUGGGACAUACCCGAACACGACGGAGGCGCCCCCAUCAGUGCAUACAUCGUUGAGAAAUACGACAUCAGGAAGGGCCGCUGGACGCGAGUUGAGAAAAUCGACCCUGCGAGCAAGUCGUUCUCUGCUAGGAAUCUGAUCACGGAUAACCAGUACUACUUCAGAGUGAUUGCCGAGAAUCCUGGAGGGCAGAGUGAACCUCUUGAAUUGGAAAGGCCAGUGGUGCCGAAGAGCCCUUACAAUGUUCCAGUAGCCCCGACAGGCCCUCUGAAGGUGUCCAACAUCACCAAUAACUCAUGUGACAUUCAGUGGAAAGCACCAGAAAAGGACGGUGGUUCGCCAAUCACUCACUACGUGGUUGAGAUUCGCGAGUCUCGACGCACGCUGUGGGGACGUGUAGCCAAGUUAGACGCCAGGGCGACGAGUUAUACCGUGCCGGACCUUUACGUUGGAAACAACUACUUGCUUCGCGUGUCAGCCAUUAAUGCUGAAGGACAAGGCACACCACUUGAAUCGGAGACAAUUGCGCCUAAGAAGAAAAUUGAUCGUCCGUCUGAACCUACCCUUCUACGCCCGAGGCGAGUCGACGAGUCAUCAGUCACCAUCGACUGGCAAGCUCCAUACCACGAAGGUGGAGCCCCCAUAAAGGGAUACCAUCUCAAGAUGCGCAAGGACGGAGAAGACACAUGGAAGGACCUGGGCUCGAUUGCCCCAUACCAUAUGAAACACACUGUCAAAGGCUUGGAGGAAGGUUCUGGAUACUUCUUCGCCGUAGCGGCUGAGAAUGAAUCUGGACCUGGGCGGUUCAUGGAGUUUGAAAAGGCAGUCACCCCUAGGAAACCUAUUGAACCACCAAGCACACCAGAGGGACCCCUCCGACCAGUCGAGACCUCUCGAUACGCCAUCAAGUUAUCAUGGCGGCCAUCCCUCCAUGAUGGCGGAGCGCCGAUAACAGGCUAUGUUGUAGAACGUCGUGAGAGCUGGCGCCUGACAUGGACACGGGCGCAGCGUUUGCCUGCGGACGUACGGGAAUGCACCGUCGGUAACCUGGUGGAGAAUAACGAGUAUUAUUUCCGAGUUAUGGCUGAGAAUGAGGUUGGAUUGUCUCAUCCUCUGGAGACAGAUGGUGCCCUUGUUCCAAGGAGUCCAUACGACAUUCCCAAGCCUCCAGCCAACCUGAACAUUGAAGACGUUUCCCGCAACCGCGUCACGAUCUCCUGGGAGCCACCACGUGACGAUGGCGGCGCCGACAUCAUCGCCUACAUUAUCGAGCGCCGAGACAAGAAGAGGAUGACAUGGAUCAAGGUCGACAUCGUCAAACCGACUGACCUUGAAUACACGAUCCAUAACUUGAUUGAGGGCAAUGAGUAUCUGUUCCGAGUCUAUGCUGAGAACUGUGAGGGCAUUAGCCCCCCGAUUGAAUCGAAGGCAGUCUUAGCUCGGAGGAAGCCAGAGAUUCCAAGCAAGCCAACAGGCAAGCUCCGCCCAGUCAAGAUGUCCCCGACAAGUGUGACCUUGGAGUGGAGCCACCCAUACGAUGAUGGUGGCAUCGCCAUCCAGUCCUACGUACUCGAGAAAUGCGAGAUCGAUAAGGCGGAUUGGACGAGGGUUACGAGUGUUCCAGGUCAUGUGACAAGCCACACGAUCAGUGACUUGAAGGAGGGGACAGAGUAUGGUUUCCGCGUGAUUGCCGUGAACCAGGUCGGUCAGGGUGAGGCCCUUGAGACCCAAGAUGUGGUCAUACCACAAAAACCACUGGAAAAACCACACGCUCCACAUGGGAAGAUCUUCUUCUCUGAUGUCUUCCGUGACUCCAUGACGGUCAGCUGGAUGCCACCCGUCCAUGACGGUGGUGUCCCCAUCACCCAUUACGUCAUUGAGAAACGUGACACUGUCAUCCCCGGUUGGAUGCACGUUGCGACAGUCGAUGUGAAAGAGUCGAGUUAUACUGUUGAUAAUCUGAUUGAGGGACAUAAGUAUUUGUUCCGUGUGUCUGCUCAGAACAGAAUCGGAGUUGGUGAACCCCUAGAGUGUGAGAAAUCACAGGUGGCCAAGAGUCCUUACAACGUGCCAAGCCAGCCUGUCAUCUUCACCGCAUCUGAGAUCACGGACGAUGGUGUCACCCUAGAGUGGUCCAAACCCGAAGCUGACGGCGGUACCAAGAUACAACACUACCUCGUCGAGAAGCGAGAGUCUUGGCGCACGAACUGGAACCAUUGUGCCAAGGUCGACGCCCGGCAGAAUAAGCACCGAGUGACCGGUCUAUAUGAAGGCAAGAACUACCAGUUCCGUGUGAGUGCUGUGAAUGUCGAGGGCGCUGGGCAGCCGAGACAGCUUAAGGAUCAGGUCACACCAAGGAAACCCAUGGAGAAACCAACUGCCCCAACAAAUCUAAACGUCGCUUACGUCACCAAGACCUCUGCCACUCUUGAAUGGAGGAAGCCACACUCCGAUGGCGGUGCCUACCUAAGUGGCUACGUGGUCGAGAUGCGUGAGGGCAAAGGGCCAUGGAAGCCUGUCGCACACCUAGAGCCCUACGAGCAGAUGUAUACCAUGCAGAACUUGCUGGAGGACUUUGAGUAUCAAUUCAGGGUGCUGGCUGAGAAUCCUGCUGGCUUGGGAUAUGCUGCUGAACUGAUUGAACCGGUCGUGCCACACAAACCAAUUGAAACACCAUCUGCACCAUCAGGCAAUCUGGAGGUCAAAGAAGUUUCCCAGAAUGCUGUAGUGUUGGCAUGGGAACCACCAUCUCAAGAUGGCGGCUCUAAAAUCAAGGGUUUCAUCAUCGAGAAGCGCAGCGGGCGUCGUCCAGACUGGACCGUUGCCGCUAGGAUCAAGGGUAACGUGCACGAAGCGACGGUUACCAACCUCGUUGAAGGUCACGAUUACUAUUUCCGUGUCCUGGCAGAGAAUGAAGUCGGCGUUGGAUACCCAUUGGAAUCUGAUGAGAAAGUGGUGCCAAAGAGUCCCUUUGGUCCUCCGGCUGCACCCGUCUCUCCCAUCCACCUUCUGCAAGUCACACGCGACACAGUCACCAUCCAGUGGGAUACCCCAGCUGACGAUGGUGGCGCCAAGGUCAAGAGCUACAUCGUAGAGAAACGUGAGACGUCCCGUCGUAUGUGGGUCAGAUGUGGCCACACAGAUGCAGACGUCAGGACCCUGUGCGUCACCAACCUGAUGGAGGGACGCGAGUACGCAUUCCGUGUGAGUGCGGAGAAUCGUUAUGGCGUUGGUGAACCCCUUGAGACUGGGGCACCAAUCACAGUCAAGAGAGUAUUCGCCAAACCGACACCACCUCAAUACCUGUGCGUAUCAAGAGUACAGCCGACGUCGAUCACCAUCAGAUGGGAACCGCCCCUCGAUAUCGGCAGCUCCGACAUCAUCGGCUACAUGAUCGAGAUGUACGACAUGGCGGCAAAACAAUGGCGCAAGAUCGCCGAGAUUCCGCACCACAAGUUCUUGUGCGAGAUCAAAGACUUGGAAGCCGGUCAUGAGUACUUGGUGCGCAUCUCCGCCAGAAAUGACCAGGACCUGAGCGAGGCCUUAGCCCUGGAACAUCCUGUCAGGCUGCCCAAGGAGAAGACACGUGGAACUCCAAGUUCACCACCAGGCCGUCCAGAAAUCCUCAACGUUGGUCGCGACUUUGCCACCAUCUCAUGGCAAGCACCGAAAAGUGACGGAGGUGCAGAGAUCACCAACUACAUCAUCGAGCGCCAUGACUUGACGAGUCGGUACUGGAUUCGCGUGAACCAUUUACCCGUACGGCAAUGCGAGUACACCAUCGAGGGACUGUUUGAGGGACAUGAGUAUAUGUUCCGGGUCCGGGCAGAGAAUGCGGAGGGGAUUGGAGAAGCUUCACCAGCCUCUGAUGCGGUCAUCAUGAAGGAUGAAAUAGAAAUGCGCUCGCCCGUCUUCAUCGAGGACCUGAAGGACUUGCAAUGUCGGGAAGGAGAUGAUGCUGUCUUCACCGUCGAGGUGCAGGGCGAACCAGAACCGGAGAUCAAAUGGUACAGAAACUACCGAGAGUUGUACGAAGGCCGUAAGUGCCACAUUGCCAAGAAACACGGCCUUCACACUCUGACCAUCUAUGACGCCAAGCCAGAGGACUUCGGCAAGAUUGAAUGCCGAGCGGACAACGUUGCUGGAUCUGUGUCCGUCUUUGCUAGCCUUGUGGUUUUGGCCCAACCAAGAAUUACUCUCCCACCACGCAUACAGGAAGGUAUCAUCUACAACCGUGGCGAGACAAUCAAACUCAAGAUCCCAAUCAUCGGACAACCUCUCCCUGAGAUCAUAUGGUCAAAGGAUCAUGAGGAAUUUGAACACGGUGGACGCUUUGCUCUGGAGGAUACACUGACGCACACGACGCUGAAGAUAUUUGAUGCGGAGAAGAGCGACAGUGGUCUUUACACAUUGACGGUCGAGAAUGAUCUUGGGUCGGAUGUUGUCACCUUCCCAAUACAGGUCACAGAUCGUCCUGAUGCACCACCUCUCAAGCCCCAGGUCAGCCUGACGGACAAACGCCAUGUUGAGAUCAGAUGGGAAGAACCAAUCAACGACGGCGGAUCCUUCAUCAUCAACUACGUCAUCGAGCGAGCCGAAGUCGGCCAUGACUAUUGGGUCCGCGUCGGUCAAUCGAGAGGGACCAAGGCGGUGAUUUCAAGUCUGCUCGAGGGCAAGGAGUACCGAUUCCGCGUGCGAGCCGAGAACAUUUAUGGCGUCAGCGAACCUGGUCAAGCAUCUGAUGUGGCCUCGACGAGACAGAUCAAGGAGGUCGUCGAAUAUGGAAAACUGGUCGAUGCACACAUCCCAUAUGCAUAUGUGGAUGCAGACAGACUCAAACGGGACUUCGAGAGCAAAUACGUCCUAUGCGAGGAACUUGGAAAGGGUGCCUUUGGCGUGGUCUACAGAGCCAUUGAGAAAGCAACCGGCAAGACGUUUGCAGCCAAGUUUGUGGAAUGCAAGGCUGAUGAGAAGGAAAAGAUCCGCCAAGAGAUUGAUAUCAUGAACGACCUUCACCACAACAAGCUUCUACAGCUCCAUGAGGCGUUCGAUCAGCCUGGACAGAUGAUCCUGGUUUUGGAAUUUGUGUCGGGUGGCGACCUCUUUGAUCGUCUUGAGAAGUUUGACUUCGGUUUGACCGAACGCGAGUGCAUCAACUACAUGCGACAGGUCUGCGAGGGCAUACGCCACAUGCAUCAGCACAACAUCAUGCAUCUUGACCUCAAGCCCGAGAACAUCCUAUGCACCACAGAGGACAGCUCACUUAUCAAGAUCAUUGACUUUGGCCUGUCCCAGCGCGUUGACCCCAAGAAGAUGUUCCACGUGCUGUUUGGUACUGCCGACUUUGUUGCCCCAGAGAUCGUCAACUACGAACCUGUGGGACUGCCGACUGACAUGUGGAGUAUUGGAGUUAUCUCCUAUGUGCUCCUGUCUGGCCUCUCACCAUUUGGCAGCGAGAGUGACAGAGAGACCUUCGAAAAUAUCAACAAAUGCGACUUCACCUUUGAUGACGAACUUUGGGACAACGUCUCAGAUGAUGCCGUGGACUUCAUCUCAAGGUGUCUUGUCAAGGACAAAAGGAAGAGGAUGACUAUCCAUGAAGCGCUUGCCCACCCAUGGCUCAAUCGUUUAGAUGUUGAGGAGAAAGAGCAAGUUAGAGUGGAGGGUGUGGUUGAGAAGAAACUGGACACGAAGCCCCUGGAUACGCACCAUCACAAGGAAUUGAAGAGAUGGAAGGCUCCACCAGAACAGAUCCUUGGCAUCGGUCGUUUGGCCUCCAUAAGUCCUGCAUUCCGCCGCAUCAGUCAGAAGGGGGUCUUUGAGCGUGACCUCAAAAUGGAAAUGCCUGAGAGUGAACCCAAAGUACUUCAAAGUCUGAGCGAUGUUGAUGCAUUUGAGGGAACUGGUGCCAGGAUGAGGUGUAUUAUCCAUGCCCAGCCAGAACCAACCAUCAAAUGGUACAAAGAAGAUGAACAGAUCCUUGCAAGCCAUAAAUACAAGAUGCACUUCAAGAACGGCAAGGCUACCCUGGACAUUGAGGAUAUCCGCCUCGACGAUGGUGGUCUCUACACCUGCAAGGCUGCAAAUAGCCUCGGAGAGGUCAGCACAACUGGUGAAUUGGACGUCCAAGGCACCGGCCCCAAGAGGAGGAGAAGCUCUGACCUGACCCGCAUCCGACUGCCCGGUCUCGAAGCUCUCAAGGAUGACACGCAGCCUCACUUCCAUCUACCACUCAUGGCGACCGUCAUCAAGGAAGGAGAGGACGCUUACUUCAGUAUCGUUGUGACUGGCCGUCCAGCACCUGAGAUCACAUGGUACCAUAAUGACGACAAGAUCACAACUCAUGGGCGAUACUUCCUGCUCCAAGACGAGAAAGUGUUCAAAUUUGAGAUAAAGAAUGUCGAGGCGUCCGACACCGGGGAAAUCAGAUGUGUUGCCACCAAUGCGUAUGGUGAUGCUACGUCUGUCUGCUCGUUGGAGGUCCUGGUCGAUUUACCUGAAGACUAUGAACAACCUUAUUUCAUGCAAGAGCUGCGAGAUAUCAAGAUCGUUGAAGGCAGUGCAGCUCGAUUUGACUGCAAGUUCACAGGCCAUCCUGAACCAGAGAUUAGGUGGUUCAAGGACCGAAAGGAGAUCCAUAGCGGAGAGCAUUACCGCAUCACACAGGAUGACGACGUCACCUGCUCCCUGACCAUCAUGGAGUCCUUCCCGGAAGAUACUGGUGCCUACAUGUGCCAGCUCAGGAGUGAUGCUGGUAUGGCAAGCUCAGAGGCUUUGCUCAACGUCAUUCAACUUGACUUCGAGAAACCAAGAAUUCCCAAGUACACAUUUGAAUUCCCACGGCCACCACCAACGCUUCCAAAAGAGCCGCGCAAGAAAAUCUUCGUGAAUCGUGCACCAGUGUUCACCGUCCGUCUGAAGAACCGCGUCGUUGACGAAGGCAUGGACAUCCGACUGCAGUGCUCUGUGAUUGGCCGGCCUGAUCCCCAGCACAAAUGGUUCAAGGAUGGUCAGCCCCUGCUCACGAGCUAUAGAUACACAAUUAGGUCUCACUUCGGCUUGCUGAGCUUGGCCAUUGAUAACGUCAAGAAGGAAGACAGCGGCCAGUACAUGUGCGUAGCGUACAAUGAGGAGGGCGAGACCGCCUGCACCAUGCAUUUGGAUGUCAGAGCCAUUGAAGACUUCAGCCUUGGCUACAUGAGGCCCACAUUCAUACGUCCCAUCAAACACAUCGUUGUACAGGAAGGAACCAGAGCGGUGUUUGAUUGUAUCGCCACUGGAAACCCAAUGCCUGAUUUCAUAUGGCAACGAGAUGCUGUUGAGAUCGGCUCUGACACCGACCGACUAAGGAUGGUCUCGGACCACAAGGGCAACUCGAAACUGAUCAUUCGUAACGUCCUGAGGGAAGACGAAGGUCUCUACAUGGCAACAGCAUUCAGCAAGGCGGGACGGUCCAAGUGUGCUGCCACACUCAGGAUCAUUGAAAAAUCCAAAUCGCCAUCCGAGGACCGCUCCAGUGAGGGCCGAGGCUCAACCCAGUCACUGUCCCCUGCGAGGAGUCCCAGUCCAUUGUGGGGCGUCCCUCCAGAGUUCACCACAGAGCUUCCAGAGAAGAUAGACCUGAGGGAGGGUGAGCCACUCUUCUUGGCCUGCUGCAUCUGGGGAGACCCGAAACCUGUUGUCACUUGGCACAAGGGGGCACGUGACCUCUACUACAGCACCAGGCACCGAGUGACCUCUGACGGAAUGACGCAAUACAUCCUCGAGAUUCCAUCGGUCCUGAUCACGGAUCAUGGCCGCUACCAGGCAACUGCAUCCAGUGCGGCUGGAGAGGCCGUAUCGUCCUGUCUAGUCUCCGUGGAGGGAAGGCUAAGUGACUACAUCAAGUUCAAGCACCAUCGUACCGCCUCGGCAGAACCCGAGGUCGAGAAGAAGAAAGAGAGACAGCGACCUGGUAGGAUGUCACUGCAGGAGAGGCCACGAAAGAUUGCCAUGGCGGAGGAUGAUAUUGCCUUACUAGACAGAAAGACAGCGCCAUACUUCCUGAAGCAACUGCCACGCACUUUAGACGCAUAUGUUGGAGAACCCGUCCAGUUUGACUGCCGCGUGUUCGGACGCCCCGAACCAGAGAUCUGGUGGACGAGAGAUGGGGAACCGCUACCCGAUGACCCGCACUAUAAGGUCACAACCCGUGGGCGGGACAGACACUCACUGACGAUAGCUGAGGUGGAUAUGGGUGACGUGGGAGAAUACGCAAUCCACGCCAAGAACAAGAUUGGAGAGAUUAUCUCACACUCUAUGCUCAGAGUUGAAGCAAUGUUUGAAUCUGACUACACAAUGAGAGAAGAAGAACCACCCCAGCCACCCAGAGAUGAAGAACGCAAGAAAGCAAAGUCACCGACAAAGAUACCCUCACUGAAGAGAUCACCUCCAAAGGAAACUUCACCAAAGAAAUCACCACCAAAAGAGCCAGCACCAAAGAAGACUGAGGCGAAGAAAGAGGCUUCACCAAAGAAGACAAAGGAAGCAUCACCAAAGAAAUCUCCACCGAAGGAUGAGGCAAAGAAGGGGCUGUCAGCAAAGAAAUCACCUCCUAAGGAAACGUCACCAAAGACUUCACCCAAAACGUCUCCUCCGAAAGAUUUAGCUAAACCUAAAGAAGCUUCGCCCAAGAAGACGCCACCCAAGGAACUCUCACCAAAGAAGUCGCCACCAAAAGAUGAGAAGCCGAAGUCAAAGGAUGAAGCAAAAAAGGAUGUGAAGCCAAAGGAGAAGCCAAAGCCGAAAAAGGCACCAGAGUUCAAGCUGAAGCUGAGGAACAAGGUGUUCAAGUCAGACUCCAUUGCUCAUCUGAAGGUGAAGGUUGAAGGGGAACCGGCGCCCAAGAUUCAGUGGACGAAGGAUGGCGUUGAGAUCAAGGAGAGCAAACGCUUUGAGAUGAUUUUUGAGGAAGGUGCCUACCACCUAGCCAUCUAUGACACUGUACCUAAGGACAGUGGUGUCUAUACCUGUAACAUCUCAAAUGAGGCUGGAGAGACAUCAUGUCAGUGUACCCUCACUAUUGAAGGAACACCAAAACUGACUGGCAAGGAUGACGACCUGCCCAAGGACGAGCCUCCCACCUUUGAGAAGGCCAUGGAAGACAUGACCCUACCAGAGGGAGAGACCGCCAAGUUCACAUGCAAGACCAAAAAUGCCAAGGACCCUAAAAUCAAGUGGACCAAGGAUGGUAAAGUCGUGAUUGCAUCCAAACACAUCCUGAUCGAUGCCAGGAAUGGCUCAUGCACCCUCACCAUCCAAGGGAUCACCAAGAAAGACGAGGGGAAGUACACAUGUAACGUGACAGCCAAAGGUGGCGCUGUCUCAUGUGAGGCUACGCUAAAAAUCGGCAAACCAGAGAAGAAGAAGUUGACAAAACCAAAGGAUGAGAAAGAUAAGGACAAGAAAAAUGAGAAAAAGGAAGCAAAGAAGGAUGACAAAAAAGAUGAGACAAAAGGCAAAAAGGAUGACAAAAAAGAUGCCAAGAAAGAUGAGAAGAAACCAGAAGAGAAAAAGGAUGAGAAAAAGCCAGCAGACGACAAGAAGAAGAAAGCAGACGACAAAAAGGAAGAGGAGAAAGUUGAGGAAAAAGAUAAAAAGGAUAAAAAGGUUGAGGAAAAGGAUAAAAAGGUUGAGGAAAAAGAUAAAAAGAAGGAAAAGACUGAUGAGGAAAAAGAUGAAGUUGAAGGGAAGGAAAAGUUUGCGCCAGAGUUUGUCGAGCUGCUGGAGCCCGUCUAUGGUGAUGUUGGCAGUCCCAUCCAUCUUUCUUGCAUCAUAGAAGCCGAACCGAAGCCUACCAUCUCUUGGAUGAAGAAUGGUAAAAAGCUGAAAGAAACGAGCAAUCUCAAAUUCAGCCAAUUAGACGACGGCACCUGCUCCCUUGAUAUCGCAAAGGCCAAGUUCACCGACGUCGGUUUUUACGUGUGUGUGGCAUCCAACUCCGUCGGAGAGGAGACUGACUCGGCUGCUGUGGAUCUAUCUUUGAGUCAAGAGCAUCGUGAUGCUCUCAAGCGUAUGGAAGAGAAGCCACAGCGACCAUCACUGACAGCUGGAAAACUCUUCGAAAAGAAGAAAACUGACAAGAAGAUCAAGCCAUACUUCACCACCAAGCCCAGGAAGUGCUACAUUGAGGAGGGCAAUUGUGCCAAGUUCCAGUGCGCCUUCGCUGGAGAACCUACCCCUGAACUUGCCUGGGAGUGGGAGGGAACCAAGAUCUCACCCGGAGGCCGAUAUCAGAUCUACAAAACCGAGAACUUCUCCUACCUAGAGAUCACAGACAUUACAGCUGGUGAUGAGGGAACAAUAAUGAGCAAAGUCUCCAAUGUGGCAGGACAAGCGCAAGCAUCUGCACCACUCACUGUGAAAGCUCUACCCAAGCCUAAACUGAAGAAGCCAACAGCACCCAAGUUCCUGACCCCACUCGAGGACCCAUUUGAGGUGGCUGAAGGAGAGGGAGCGAUCUGGGAGUGUGAAGUCAUCGGUCUUCCGGAGCCAGUCAUCUCUUGGUACCGUGAGGGCAAGAUCCUACCGCUCUCUAGCGACUAUCGUCAGAACUACGAUGGGAAGCGGGCAUGGUUAGAAAUGGACGAGAUAUUCCCUGAAGAUGAAGGCUUGAUUGCCUGUGUUGCCAAGAGCGACCUUGGAGAGUCAAGGUCGGAGAGUCAGCUCAAGGUCAUAGUUGCCAAGGGCAGCGAGAAGACACCACCGACCUUCACCAAACAACUCAAGGGCAUGAUAGUUGCCGACGGUGACAAAUUAGUCAUGGAAUGCACUGUGGCCGGGAAUCCUGAACCCAGCAUCAAGUGGUUGAAGGGAAAAGAAGAACUCAAAUCAACCACAGAUUUCCAACUCUCAUUUGACGGAACGACGGCAAGAUUGGACGUUGCCGAGGUUUUCACCGAGGAUGACGGCCAAUACACCUGUGUUGCUACAAAUCCAGUCGGGGAAGCCAGAACCAGUGCACGAGUUACCGUCACAGAAGCGCCCAAGGAACAGCCACCGAAAUUUACCAAGGAGUUAGAAGACACUGUUGUCGACGAUGGGGACAAGGUUGAAAUGGCCGUCAAACUUCAAGGCACCCCUCCUCUUGACGUGUUCUGGGUUCGACAAAACAAAGAGCUGCCGUCAAACGAUCCCGAUUUUAUACAGACCCACGUUACGGGAAAUAUGCAUAAAUUAACGCUGUCAAAGGCAUCUACGGGAGACACAGGGUUUUAUGCGUGCGAAGUUGUCAAUGAUUUUGGACAAGCUUUUACCGAGUGCAAAUUGAUUGUAAGACCAAAAGACAUUGAGGGUUUGACGCCACCAGAAUUCGUCGAGAAGCCAAAGUCGAUUCAGAUUGAGGAAGGUCUGUGCUCGAGGCUGACAUGUGAGGUGAAGGGUGACCCUGCUCCUUUGGUGCGGUGGACCAAGGACGGCAAGGAUCUCACUGGCUCUAAUAGCCGAUUCAAGAUCACCAGCGAAGGCAGCAUCCACACAUUUGAAAUCACAACGACAUUAGCGACAGAUGCGGGCCGCUACGGCUGCAUUGCCGAGAACAGCGUCGGUCAGGCCAAGUGCCAGUGCAGCAUGAAAGUGGAGGAAAUCUCAGACGAAGAACACACGCAUAAAGACUUCCGGGCGUUAUUGAAAUCCCGGCCGAGCCUCCAAGAAAAACUCAGUCAGGAUUCCACAGAUUCAGAAGAAAAGGAGGUCGAACAACAUGACUUCAGAGAAGUUUUGACAUCGCAUAUAGAACCUCAAUUGAAGAAGAAACCGGGAUUUGUUACGCAUCUUGUGGACCAGGUUGCCAGGGAGGGGAGCGAGGUUGUGUUCGAGGUUGAGAUCGAGGGCGUACCUGAGCCGACGAUAGAAUGGAAAUGCAAUAAGAAAACGAUAAAGGAAUCGAAAUACUUCAAGAUGUCGUACAGCAACAACAAAGCCAAACUAGUCAUUGCUGAAGCCUACCCAGAGGAUGAAGGAAUCUACACCUGCACGGCCAAGAAUAGCUCCGGCACUGCCACCGAGAACUGUGAUCUUGUCUGCAAAGAGGGAUCUGGUGCUGCCUCCACCAAGAAGAGCAAAGAGGGUGCCGGUCCUGCCACCGCCCCCGUUAUCGAAGACCCGCCAAAAAACAUUUCAAUCUUAAAAGGCAAAAAAGCCGUGCUCAAAGCUGUGUUCAAUAGCGAGUCCACACCCGAGAUCAAAUGGAUGAGGAACGGUGAAAAAAUUGUGCCCAGCGACCGAAUCAAAAUAGACAAUAUUCGUGAUAAGACGACUUUGACAAUCAGGGAGUGUGAACAAAAUGACAUUGCGAAAUAUACGGUGAAGUUGGAGAAUGAUGCAGGUGUUGUGACGGCGUCUGCUUCUAUCAAUGUGGAGGACAUUCCUGAACCUCCUUUUGGUAAGCCCUCUUGCUCAAAGAUUGCCAAAUCCUCACUAGUCUUGACAUGGUCCGGCCCAACGUACGAUGGUGGCUGCUCGGUCAACAACUACAAAGUCGAGAUGACGCUCAGUGAGAAGUUUAAGGACAAUUGGAAGGUGCUGACCUCUAACUGCAGGAGCACGUCCUACCAUGUGAAAGACCUCGAGGCCAACAGGACGUACAAGUUCCGUGUAAUGGCCGAGAACAAACAUGGCUUCAGCAAGGCGUCGGAUGAGUCUGACCCCGUCCUCGUUGGAGAGAGGAAAGAAUCUGCAGCUACUGUCGAUGAGGAUGAUAUUUACUACGGUCUGAUCUUAAAGCGACCGAGUCUGUGGGAUAACGCGGGCCACGAACUUGACCUAAGCUUCAAUACAUCAUGUGGUGAUGACGCUGUAUUUGAAUCUGCAGCUGUUGAACUCAAGAAAGCUAAUGUGGAUGACUUCUACGAGAAGAAAGAUCUGCUUGGAAAGGGUAGAUUUGGUCAAGUCUUUGAAGUGAUUGAGAAGUCCACUGGUAAAUCCUUUGCGGCGAAGUACAUGAGAUAUCGGGCUGCAGAUAAGGCAGAAAAAAUGGGAGAGAUCAACCUCAUGAAGGAACUGAAUCAUCCGAAACUAUUGCAGCUUUAUGAUGCUUAUGACCACUCUAGGAAUCUGAUUGUCAUUACUGAGAUAAUCCGCGGCGGUGAACUCUUCGAACGCAUCGCAGCAGACGACUUCGAGCUGACAGAACAAGACGCCAUCUUCUUUGUGCGACAAAUCUGUGACGGCAUGCAGUACAUGCACGGGAAAAACAUCCUCCAUUUAGAUCUCAAACCAGAGAACGUCCUCUGUAUAAAACCGAAGAGCAACAAGAUCAAAAUCAUCGACUUCGGGUUGGCCCGACGUUACGAUCCCAAGACGGAACUGCGUGUGAUGUUCGGAACGCCAGAGUUUGUUGCACCAGAAGUGAUCAAUUACGAUCAAAUUAACACUGCCACAGACAUGUGGAGCAUUGGCGUCAUAUGUUAUAUCCUCCUGUCUGGCCUGUCCCCAUUCGCUGGUGAGAGCGAUGCAGAAACGCUUGCAAACGUGACAAAGGCAGCAUGGGACUUUGAUGACGAGGCAUUCGAUGCCAUCUCAAAAGACGCCAAAGACUUCCUAGAGAAACUACUCAUCAAAAAGAAAGAGAAACGCAUGACAGUCCAGGAGUGUUUAGCUCACAAGUGGCUAGCACAGCCCAAAGACAAACAGAAGAAACAGAAACUCAACAAAUCCAAGCUCAAACAGUUCCUUGCCCGUCGCAAGUGGCAGGUCGAGGCGGAGCAGAGGAAAUUCGCCGAGGAAGCGAGGGUGCAGGAGGAGAAGGGCGGCUCGGAUAAACCGGCGUUCAUCAAGAAGAUGAAGGAUAAUGAGCUGUUCGAGGGAGAUACCGCGUUCUUCGAGAUUCAGGUUUCCGGAACCCCCGCGCCAAAAGUCGUCUGGUUCAAAAAGAAUAAGGAGGUCGUCAAGGAUAAACGCACCAUCAUGGAGGAGGGGAAGGAGGGACAUUACACUCUCAUGAUCGAGAAUGUCACGGCGAAGGAUGAGUCUGUUUAUAAAUGCGUCGCCACGAACGAGGCUGGUGCUAUGUCGUGUCGUGCAGGACUCUUCAUAGAGGGUGGUGGAAAGUAGCGACUUAAUCAUGAACUCCCCCUGACUGUACAGAAAAUUAUCUCGAGGGGGGAUUCAUAGACUUUUGUAUUUAUUGAGAAAAAUAUUGUACACUUGUUUGUAACUCAUUCAGUCCCCAUUUGAAUUAUGUGCCAAAAUACGAAAUUCACCUGCGGAAAUAUUCUUCAGGUGUUAUAAGAGACUAAUGCUUUGUCAUUUCUUAAAAUUAUCCUCAAACUUCGGGAGAAUUUUUUGAAGAGAUUGCGUCUGUUGUGAUUGGGCACUGGAUGAGUUAUUUGAACAUUGUCAAACCGAUUGUGACCGUCCUAAGAAGAUUAUGUUGAGAUCCUAUGCAUUUUGAAUGCUCAUUUUGUUGAUGAAUCAUUUCUAACCUAAUUCCGACUUACUUAACAUCGUUUAAAAAACAGCAUCUGCUACGAUGCUGACGUUUUUGUCUAGAAAUUGGAAAUCUCGAAACUACAAUUUUGAUAUCUUUUCAUAGGGAAUGAUUCAUUAAUUCAAAUGGAGAUGUUGGAACUUGGAGUGUGAUAAAAAUUGCCCCAGUUCUUCGACGUCCCGGACAUUAUUUUUUACACAUAAUUCAUUUACAAAAAGUGAUACGUUUUGAUGAUAUGCUUUACAUUGAAAUGCAAGAUUUUUGAUACAAUUUUUGUCUGAACAAAUAUUGUACAUGCUUUACAGACCUUUAUACAACCUGAGUUAAGAAUAAGAGUAAAGUUGAAUACACAAGUUAAAGAUUGUGUAUUUUGCUGUAAUCGAACACAAUCUUUACAUUGUAAAAAUACUUACGCUUUUGUAAGUUCGUACACAUUACAAUACUAUGCAUCAAACUGACCAUAUAAACAACUAUGCGUUGGUCGUUAUACUGGUGCUAUUAAAACCGCCGACUCGAAUCUCAGCUUCGACUGACCGAUGCGUUUUUUUAAGCUACCUGACCUUAAUUUGCUUGGCAAAGUAUCAGUCGAUAGCGCAUUGAGGACGGGUUGGUCAGCGUCCAGAUCAAAACACGACAGAUAUUUACUCAGACAUAGAUUACUAACCCUUUGAUGGAAUCCAGUCGAAGUCAUAUUUCAAGGAAAUUUUAUCAACUUUUCAGGCAAGAUAAUGUUAGGAAGAUGGACCUUUUCAUUCAGAAUGGAAAAUUUCCAUAAAUAACAAAACCUGGCAGCAAUUGUUGCCUUUUAGAAAUUCUCGUUCCUGGUGGAUGGGAAUUUCUUCGUUCUGGACUUGGACAUCGAAGGGUUAAGUUGGAAAACUGCCUAGAAGAACACUAAAUCAUGAACGACUACAAUUUAUAUGCAAAAUAUAUACUUUUGUUGAAUCCUAUAAUGCUUUGCCCUGACCUCUUAAGUUUGGGUUAUUUUGCUCAGGAUUUGUAAGUAGAGCGAAUUGGUACAUGUAUCACAGUAAGCUCAAUAUUUGGUAGAUUUUGAAUAAAUUCACAAAAUAUGUUAACAAUUAGGCCUAUAUCUUUUUGUGCAGUUGAUAAUUUAUUGUAUAAAUGUUCAGCUUCAACAAUCCAACUCUGUCACCAAAAUGACUCACACGUGGUUCGAAAUUCUGCAGAAGAUUUAAAGAUGAAAUGGUAAUUAUUUCAUUCCCAUAGUUGUCAGAAACAUUUGAUAAAAAGUAUAUUGGUGUAGUGGGGGGAGUUGAAUGCAGAACCGGGAGGCUCUGGGUUCAAUUCUCUGCCAAACCACAUUCUAUUCAGCUAUUAUAAUCCUAUGGUUUUCAGGUAUAUUUGAUAUAUACAUGUAUUUGGUGUAGUGGUGGUGAGUUGAGAACAGAACCGGGAGGUUCUGGGUUCAAUUCCCAACCAAACCACAUUUGAAAUCUGUUUUCUGCUGUCUAGACUGUCAAUAUAGCCAGAUCAAAAAUAAUUUGUCUGGGACAGAAUGAUUCGUGCUAGGGGAGAUUUACAAGGCAAUAUUAUAAAGGACCUCUCAGACCUUUUGAAUGCGUCCAUGACCCUCAAAAAAAUUGCGCACUCAAGAAUCCUGUGAGUUCCUAAAUUAAGAUCAGACCCUUUAUUUAUAAAGCCUUUGCUAUAUCUCCCUUUCACAAUUAGUAAAACCCAUGACAAUGUGAAAAAUGAUCUGACCAACAGGAACAGACAAGCAGUUGGACCAUCCUGAAACUGAAAUACGACUUAAAGUCUGAUAUUCUGAGUCUGAAAUUUGCUAGUAAACCUGACAUUUCAAGUAAAAAAUUAGUGGUGACAGUAAAAAAUAUUUGCAUAUUGAAAAAAGGCCUAUACUUCAUGCAUGAUUUUAUCAGCUAUUAAUUACAUUGCCAGUGAGGCUGAACUAUUCUGCACAUCAUAACAUCCAGGAAUAACAAUAAGUAUAAAUUAAACACACAACUUGAAAAUCAAAAACACUUGAUUUGAACAAGCCAAAGCGCUGUGGCAUACAAUAUGUAUUUGCUUCUUUAUGUUUGUAGAACCUCUUUUAUUUAUUUCUGUAUAUCAUCCAAGUCUAAUAAAGUAUGCAGUGGCUAUUUA